AUGUACCACAAAGUACCCCAGCAGCCCUCCCUGGCGGGUCUACGUUGGUCCGAAAAUCGCCCCUGUUGUUCCGGCACGGCGCCGUCUCUCGACUUUGGACUCCGUCAUGCCAUCCGCCUUGGAGAUACUCGCGUCGCCAUCAACUCUCCGAGCCUCGCCAUACUCGCCGCCGUUGUCUUCAUUUCCCACAUAGUGGCGGAAAUCCUGUGGAAAGGCGCCACUCCAACAGCGCAAGCUGUGGGUGGCUCCAGUAAGCCCGGGUCCAUCAUGUCGCAGCCUCCCGGGCAGCCUCGUCUUUCACCCCAGUUUUGCUUCUCCUUUGGCACGCUUCGUGAUUUCCUGCGGCUGUCUCGAUCAUCAAUAGACGACUCCAUCACGCAGAAUCUCAAUGCUCUGGUAACACCGGCUCGGACGGGCUUCGACCCCAGCUCAACUUCGAAGCGUGCCCCGCGAUCCUUUGCCGAGCCGAUCGACCCUGAAGCAUGUCAGUCGUUUAAGGAGAAGGUCUUGUUUCCUUCGUGGAAGGCUAGAGCCGAAGUUCUCAGCUACUGUGGCAUCGUUGCCACCAGCCCGGACCCCGAUGACCCCGAGGCUACCGUUUUAGAGCUGGAGAAGCAGAGAGACCGCGAGCGGAUCGUUGACGAAAGGCUGGAUCCGUAUUCAGGACGAUUCUUCCCCCGAGAAGCUCGCACCCAGUCCCUUGCCCUCCUGAUGCGACAGGAACGAGCCGUAGAGAACAUUGUCCGCAGCAGGACUUGGGAUGUCAUACAGGGAAGAUGCGAGGACGGGAAUUCUCGGCGCAUUGUCAACCUGGGAGCGGCCAUUUGUCCUUUUGACUCACGAGCCACGCGACAAGAGCAACAGACAGCAAACCACCUUUCCUUUGGGCUCGCCUCGACCUUGACAGGCAACAAUCCGUCGCUACCUGAUUGGCUGCAUUUCGAACCGAAAUCAGAACCUGUCAUCCAUCGACCACGCAUCGAGUCAUUCCGUCGAGCUACUGCCGGCAAUUUCGUCACGAUGCCCCAACCACUGGCGCCGAAAGAAGCGGCGCAGUUCCGAACCAUCAUCCGCAGCUUCGAGGACAAGCAGUACAAGCGAGGCUUGAAGACGGCCGAGCUGAUCCUCAAGAAGCACCCCAAACAUGGAGACACGAUGGCUAUGAAGGCGUUGAUCCUCAACAGCCAGGGAAAGUCAGACGAGGCCUUCCCUCUGGCAAAGGAGGCCCUGACGGUCGACAUGAAGUCCCACAUUUGCUGGCAUGUCUACGGUCUCCUGUAUCGAUCGGUCAAGAACUUUGAGGAGGCUAUCAAGGCAUACAAAUUUGCUCUCAAGCUCGAUCCCAGCUCUGCCCAGAUCCAGCGAGACCUUGCCAUCCUCCAGGUGCACGUUCGGGACUACCAGGGAUACAUCCAGAGCCGGACAGCUAUGCUCCAGGCGAGGCCGCAGCUGCGCUCUAGCUGGACGGCAUUGGCUAUUGCCCACCAUCUGGCUGGAAGCCUUACGGAGGCGGAAAAGGUGCUCACCACGUAUGAAGAGACGCUGAAAUCGCCCCCUUCUCGAUUCGACAUUGAGCAUUCCGAGGCGGUCAUGUACAAGAACUCCAUCAUUGCCGAGCAGGGCGACUACCAACGAGCUCUGGACCACCUGGACACUGGUGCCAAGCACAACCUGGAUCGACUGGCGGUGCUGGAAUGCCGUGCUGACUACCUCCUCAAGCUGGGGCGCAAGGAGGAUGCUGUCAAGGCUUACCGACUCCUCCUCGACCGCAACUCGGAGCACACCCUUUACUAUGAGAAGCUGGAGGAGGCCAUGGAGCUGUCUCUUGACGAUGCGGUCGCACGAAAGGCUAUUUACGACGAGUACGCUGCCAAGUUCCCUCGUUGCGACAUUGCACGACGAGUUCCACUCGACUUCCUCAGCGGUGAUGAGUUUCGACAGGUCGCAGAAUCAUAUCUGACUCUUGUGCUGAACAAGGGAAUCCCCUCCCUCUUUGCCAACCUGAAGCACCUUUACUCUGAUUCGUUCAAGAAGGAUACUCUGAGAGAGCUCGUUGAGAAGUACCUCACAUCCCAAGACGUCGACUCUGAGAGCAAAGACAAGGGAGAGGCCGCUGCACUUUACUACCUGGCUCAGCACUACAACUACCACAUGAGUCGCGAUUUGGCAAAGGCCCGCGAGUAUGUUGAUCGUGCCAUUGAAAAGGAUCCCAAGAGCGUCGAUUUCCACAUGACCAAGGCCAGGAUAUUGAAACACGAGGGCAACAUCAAGGAGGCGGCGGAGAUGAUGAACCAGGCCCGAAGACUCGAUCUGAAGGACCGAUACAUUAACAGCAAGUGUGCCAAGUAUCAGCUUCGAAACAACGAGAACGAGAAAGCUCUCAAGACCGUUGGCUUAUUCACGCGAGCAGAGACCGUCGGUGGUCCCCUUGCAGACCUUUUGGAGAUGCAGUGCAUCUGGUUCUUGACGGAAGAUGGGGAGGCCUAUGCUAGACAAGGAAACACUGGCCUUGCUUUGAAGCGGUUCCACGCUUUGAACAACAUCUUUGAGGUUUGGCAGGAUGACCAGUUUGACUUCCACAGCUUUUCGCUCAGAAAAGGCCAUAUCCGAGCUUACGUCGACAUGGUUCGUUGGGAGGACCACUUCCGGGACCACCCAGUCUACACGAGAGUGGCUCUUGAUGCUAUUAACCUCUACCUCAAACUGGCAGAGAAGCCCUCGGCCAACGGAACCAACGGGACGGAUGAGGAGGAUGUCCUUGAGAAGAAGAAGGCGGCCAAGAAGGCCAGAAAGGAGCAGCAGCGUCUCGAGAGAGAGGAGGCGGAGAGACAGGCCAAGCAAGAUCCCAACAAGGGCGGCAAAGCAGAAGACGCCAAGAAGAAGGACGAAGACCCUCUUGGCUUGACCUUGGCGGCGACGACAGAUCCCCUCGGCGAGGCAAUGAAGUUCCUGGGACCAAUGUUGCAAGUGAGCCCGAAGAGCAUCGAGGCCCAGAUUGUUGGGUUCGAGGUGUACAUGCGCAGAAGGAAAUAUGUCCUUGCGCUGCAGUGCCUCAACCGGGCUCUGGGCAUUGAUGCCGAGAACCCGAGGGUGCACGAGCAAGUCAUUGCCUUCCGAAAGCUGCUCGACAAUGCCCCGUCAGACCUCCCUCCCAAGGUUCUCGAAACCCUCAAGGCCGAAUUCAAGCCUGUGGACGAGACUGCGGAUCUGAGCAAAUACAACGAAGCCUUCCAGGCAAAGCACCAGGCUAGCCCCCUCCAUGUGCUCUCCGCCAUCAAGGCCAGGCUGUUGCUGGGUGUGGACGUGGCAAAGUGCGAGAAGGAGAUUUCUAGCCUCAUUGAACACGCGAGUGCGACAUUCACGGAUGCCGUAGCUGCGCUGGAGACUCUCAAGAGCUGGAGAAGCAAAGAAACAGACGCCUUCAGAACGGCAGCACUGGCCAAGUGGCCCAACGUUUCAAGACUAUCCGAGUAG
Trichoderma aggressivum f. europaeum is the source of this 3474-nucleotide messenger RNA. RefSeq lists its product as uncharacterized. The coding region runs from base 1 to 3474 and encodes 1157 amino acids. Gene Ontology annotation, cellular component: NatA complex; mitochondrial intermembrane space; cytoplasm. The record is from RefSeq and is a predicted model, not a curated record. NCBI's taxonomy places the organism in Eukaryota, Fungi, Ascomycota, Sordariomycetes, Hypocreales, Hypocreaceae. The transcript has 6 exons. Gene Ontology annotation, molecular function: protein binding. Gene Ontology annotation, biological process: N-terminal peptidyl-methionine acetylation.